Molecule: messenger RNA, 348 nt
Organism: Prosopis cineraria
Lineage: Eukaryota; Viridiplantae; Streptophyta; Magnoliopsida; Fabales; Fabaceae
Exons: 1
Coding region: 1-348 (115 amino acids)
Biological process (GO): response to auxin
Source: RefSeq, a predicted model, not a curated record
AUGGGGAUAACAGGGAGUGAGGUGGUGAAAUGCGUGGGUGGGUAUUAUAAGUGUUUGGGAGGGGCAAAAUUGGGACGAAAGGGUUACGUACCAGUGAAGGUUGGCAUGGACGAAGAAAGCAGCAGGAGAUUUAUGGUUGAGACGAAGGCUCUCAGGGACGCGCGUUUCUGCGAGCUUCUCUCCAAAUCAGCCGAGGAAUUAGGGUUUUAUAAUGAUGGAGUUCUCAGAAUCCUGUCUGAACCUCACGAUUUUGAACUCUGCUUCCUCAAAUAUUCCACUACGACAUCAAUUCGGCCACGUCCUCCUCCACUCUUUCUUCACUUGUUUAAAAAAUUCGGUGUCCUCUAG